This is a messenger RNA of Galdieria sulphuraria, 829 nucleotides long. RefSeq names its product glycerophosphodiester phosphodiesterase. The record is from RefSeq and is a predicted model, not a curated record. The transcript has 5 exons. Gene Ontology annotation, biological process: lipid metabolic process. Gene Ontology annotation, molecular function: phosphoric diester hydrolase activity. The coding region runs from base 27 to 806 and encodes 259 amino acids. Lineage: Eukaryota; Rhodophyta; Bangiophyceae; Galdieriales; Galdieriaceae.
GCAAUCGUUGGCAUAUUUUAUACCGAAUGAUGUCCAAAGUUAUUAUUCCUAAGAUAGUGGGACAUAGAGGAGUUGGAAAGGAAGGACUUGCACCAGAAAAUACUUUAAGAAGUUUUGUUCUCUGUAUGGAGAGAAAUAUACCAUAUAUUGAAACUGAUUUACGCGUUUGUAAAACUGGAGAAAUUGUUCUUUUUCACGGUACACCGGAAGGAACUAUCCCUUUUUACAAGGAUGGAACAAGUCGAAUUGGUGACCUUUCACUGGAAGAACUAAAGAGAUUGGAUGUCGGUGGAGGACACACAAUUCCUUCAUUGGAAGAAUUAUUUGUUGCUAUUGAAGAACAAAAGUUUAACUUGAAGUUGAAUUUGGAAUUGAAAGGUGAAGAGUGGAAGAGAAAAGAGUCAGGUGACCAUCAGAGAUUGUUGUUACUUGUAGAAAAGUAUCAUAUGCAAGAAAGAGUAGACUAUUGCUCUUUCCACCAUGAAGCUUUAGCCCAUCUGAAAGCAUUAUGUCCCGAUGUAAAGAUUACUUACUUAUUCAAUUAUAUGGGACAGCCAACUCCUUUGGAUUUUGUAGAACAAGCUUGUUAUGGUGAUGCUAAUGGUGUUUCGAUGCUCUUUCAUUACUUAACUAAAGAACAAGUUUGUACAGCUCAUGAGAAAGGUUUAUCAGUUACAGUUUGGAUGCCUUGGAUAUUCGAUGAUUCCGAAGAAGACUGGAAGAAGUGUUUAGAACUUCAAGUUGACUUGAUCUGUUCCAAUUAUCCUUUUGGUUUAAUGAAUUUUUUAAGUAACAUUUCGGAGUAAACAUGCAAGUGAAAUCAUAUUUC